Molecule: messenger RNA, 945 nt
Organism: Caenorhabditis remanei
Lineage: Eukaryota; Metazoa; Nematoda; Chromadorea; Rhabditida; Rhabditidae
Exons: 9
Coding region: 1-945 (314 amino acids)
Molecular function (GO): RNA binding
Source: RefSeq, a predicted model, not a curated record
AUGUGUUUACCAUCAGGAAAACCUCCUACACCUAUGCUCUAUUCUCAACAAAUCCCCUUGAAAAAUCUCUACUCUCAGUUUUCUGCUGGAUUAUUAGAUACUCACGGCGCCACAAUUCCAUCAUUGGACUCAUGUCCUUUGCUUCUUCAGACCGCCAGCCUUCCUUCUUUGUCGCACAUUGGGCUUCCGCACUCUUUGGAAUCAGCCGUGUUGCACUCAGCUUCGGAGCCGCCAAUGGAGAUGCGAAUUGAUACGAGUAAGCACUUCCAUGUGUUUGUGGGAGAUUUGAGCAAAGAUGUGAGCAAUGAACUUCUCAAGUCUACAUUUCAGAAGUAUGGAGAAGUCAGUGAAGCAAAAGUGAUUCGAGAUGCUCAGACUCAGAAAUCGAAGGGAUACGGAUUUGUAUCAUUCCCCAAUAAACAAAAUGCCGAGAACGCAAUCGCCGGCAUGAAUGGAAAAUGGAUAGGUAAACGGGCGGUGCGGACCAACUGGGCAGCACGAAAAAACAGCGAGGAGAACCGAGACAAAUUGACUUUUGAACAGGUGUUUAACUCGACAAAGGCGGACAACACAUCAGUUUAUGUCGGGAACAUCAGCCAACAGACAACAGAGACCGAUCUUCGUGAAUCGUUCUCAACAUAUGGUGAUAUUGCGGAAGUUCGUGUUUUCAAAACACAGAGAUAUGCAUUUGUACGUUAUGACAAGAAGGAGUGUGCCACGAAAGCAAUCAUGGAAAUGAAUGGAAAAGAGUUGACUGGGAAUCAGGUCAGAUGCUCUUGGGGACGUACUCAGGCAGUGCCUAGUCAAGCGUUAAAUCCGCUCCCGAUUGAUUUGUCAUCACUGAUGAUGCCGACAAUGAUGCCAACAACGAUUCCAAUGAUGCAGAAUCCAUUCUUGAAUUACGAGCCAACAACUCUUCUGUACAGUUCUUUUCCACAAUGGUGA